Molecule: messenger RNA, 957 nt
Organism: Thyridium curvatum
Lineage: Eukaryota; Fungi; Ascomycota; Sordariomycetes; Thyridiales; Thyridiaceae
Exons: 2
Coding region: 1-957 (318 amino acids)
Source: RefSeq, a predicted model, not a curated record
AUGCCUUCCUUCAUGAAGACCGCGGCCGCCGUCCUGGCCUUUGCUGCCGCCGCCACUGCCUUGCCAGCACACCCGAGGCUCACCCGGGGCCAGAUGAAGUUCUACGAGUACUCGAAGCGACAGAACGCCGCCGCUGCUGCCCUCGGCCUGACGGAUAUUGACAUCCUGCAAUUCGCCCUGACGCUCGAGUGGCUCGAGACGGCCUUCUACCAGCAGGGCUUCGCCAAGUUCCCGGCCUCGGACUUCCUGGCCCUCGGCCUGACCCAGGCGCAGGUCAACGACCUCAUCAGCAUCGGCGCCAGCGAGCAGGCCCACGUCGGGCUCCUGCAGGGCGCCAUCGCGCAGGCGGGCGUCAAGCCCGUCCAGCCCUGCACCUACAACUUUGGCUUCACCGACGCAAAGGGCAUGGUCGCCACGGCCGCCGUGCUCGAGAACGUCGGCGUGUCGGCCUACCUCGGCGGCGCGCCCCUCAUCGCCGACGGCUCCAUCCUCGGCACCGCCGGCUCCAUCCUGACCCAGGAGGCCCGCCACCAGACCUUCAUCCGCGUCGCCUCGCAGGUCGCCGCCGCCCCGGGCGCCUUCGACACCUCGCUGUCCCCCAAGCAGGUCUUCUCUCUCGCCGCGCCCUUCAUCCAGUCCUGCCCCGAGGGCUCCAACCUCAUCCUCACCGCCUUCCCGACCCUGACCAUGGCCGCCGGCGCGCCCGCCGCCGCCGCCAUCGGCUCCACCAUCAACGUCGAGUCCCAGGCCGCCGCCGGCGCCCAGUUCUGCUCCUUCACCAACGGCAACAUCGUCGGCGGCACCGCCUUCUCGCCCUUCACCCAGGGCACCGGCUGCACCGUGCCCCAGGGCCUCGCCGGCGUCGUCUACGUCAACCUCGUCACCCAGGCGCCCCUCACCGGCAAGAUCACCGACGAGAUCAUCAUGGCCGGCCCUAUGGUCAUGCAGAUCUCGUAA